Sorex araneus (European shrew) is the source of this 3364-nucleotide messenger RNA. It is a transcript of the gene TBC1D10B, whose product is annotated as TBC1 domain family member 10B. Bases 111 to 2561 code for a protein of 816 amino acids. Lineage: Eukaryota; Metazoa; Chordata; Mammalia; Eulipotyphla; Soricidae. The record is from RefSeq and is a predicted model, not a curated record. The transcript is spliced from 9 exons.
CGCGCCCUUCGCCCUCUCCCCUUCCUCGGCGGGCGGCGCGGCGCGGCCGGAGGGGCGGCGCUUUCUGCGGCCGCCCCGGCUGGGGGGGAUGUGAGGGGCGGCCCACGGCCAUGGAGACGGGCCCGGCGCCCCUGGUGGCCCCGCCGCGCCGUCAUGGCUCACCCGCGGCUGCCGCGGCCCCCUCGCCGCCGCCCCGCGGCUCCCGGGCCGGGCCCGUCGUUUUGGUGGCUCCGGGCCCGCCAGUGACCACGGCCACUUCGGUCCCGGUCAACCUGGUGGCCCCCGGGGAGGCGCGGCCCGCCUGCGUCCCGGUGCCGGCCCAGACCUCGGCCCCAGCCCCUGCGCCGACGGGCGCUGCUGGCGUCGACGGGCUGCCGACCCCGGAGGCCUCCCCUGAAGCCCCGACGGCGCAGAUCGGCCCCGGUCCGGAGCCCCGGGUGCCUGCGGCAGUGGCAGGAGCGGAGAGGGCGAUGACUCCGGCCCCAGGGGCGGACCCUCCGAAGACGAUGGAGCCCAGGACCUCAUCUCCUCCUGGACCAGACACCCCGACCGGAACCCCCACCAGGACCCCUUCUCGAACGGCUCCUGGGCCCCUGACGUCCAAACCCCCGCUCGCUCCCAAGCCGGGAACCACAGUGGCCUCAGGAGCGACUGCACGGGUUGCACCGGUGACAGCAGGACAGGUGACCAGUGGACAUGGAACUGCAUCCGCAACAUCAGCAUCAGCAGGACAGGCGCCCGCGGACCCCACGGGGGCAGGCCCAGGCCCAGGCCCUGGCCCUGCAGGGACAUGUGAGCCGCCGGUAGCUGUUGUGACGGUGACCCCAGCCCCGGAGCCUGCCGAUCACGCCCAGGACCUGGGUUCCACGUCCAGCCUGGGGCCUGGCAUCUCUGGGCCUCGGGGGCAGGCCCCGGACACCCUGAGCUACUUGGACUCAGUGAGCCUCAUGUCGGGGACCUUGGAGUCCUUGGCCGAUGAUGUGAGCUCCAUGGGCUCGGACUCGGAGAUAAACGGGCUGGCUUUGCGCAAGACCGACAAGUAUGGCUUCCUUGGGGGCAACCAGUAUUCAGGCAGCCAAGAGAGUUCCAUUCCCGUGGAUGUGGCUCGGCAGCGGGAACUCAAAUGGCUGGAGAUGUUCAGUAACUGGGAUAAGUGGCUGUCGCGACGUUUUCAAAAGGUGAAGUUACGCUGUCGGAAGGGUGUCCCCUCCUCCCUCAGAGCCAAGGCCUGGCAAUACCUGUCCAAUAGCAAGGAACUCCUGGAGCAGAACCCCGGCAAGUUUGAGGAACUGGAACGAGCUCCUGGGGACCCCAAGUGGCUCGAUGUGAUUGAGAAGGACUUGCACCGCCAGUUUCCGUUCCACGAGAUGUUCGCAGCUCGAGGGGGACAUGGGCAGCAGGACCUGUACCGCAUCCUGAAGGCCUACACCAUCUACCGACCCGACGAGGGCUACUGCCAGGCCCAGGCCCCUGUGGCCGCAGUGCUGCUUAUGCAUAUGCCCGCGGAGCAAGCCUUUUGGUGCCUGGUGCAGAUCUGUGACAAGUACCUCCCCGGUUACUACAGUGCAGGGCUGGAGGCCAUUCAGUUGGAUGGAGAAAUCUUUUUUGCGCUGCUGCGCCGGGCCUCCCCGCUGGCACACCGGCAUCUGCGGCGACAGCGGAUCGACCCCGUGCUCUACAUGACGGAGUGGUUCAUGUGCAUCUUCGCCCGCACCCUGCCUUGGGCCUCAGUGCUGCGUGUCUGGGACAUGUUCUUCUGUGAAGGCGUGAAGAUCAUCUUCCGGGUUGCCCUGGUACUGCUGCGGCACACGCUGGGCUCCGUGGAUAAGCUGCGUGCCUGCCAAGGCAUGUACGAGACCAUGGAGCAGUUGCGCAAUCUUCCCCAGCAGUGUAUGCAGGAAGACUUCCUGGUGCACGAGGUGACCAACCUUCCAGUAACAGAAGCCCUGAUUGAGCGAGAGAAUGCAGCCCAGCUCAAGAAGUGGCGGGAAACCCGGGGAGAGCUACAGUAUCGGCCAUCAAGGCGAUUGCAUGGCUCCCGGGCCAUCCAUGAGGAGCGCCGGCGGCAGCAGCCACCCCUGGGCCCCUCCUCCAGCCUCCUCAGCCUCCCGGGCCUCAAGAGUCGAGGCUCCCGAGCAGCUGGGGGGGCCUCUCCCCCCCCUCCUGCCCGAAGGGCCAGUGCUGGGCCUGCCCCAGGGCCUGUGGUCACUGCAGAGGGACUGCAUCCAUCCCUUCCUUCACCUACUGGCAACAGCACCCCUCUGGGCUCCAGCAAGGAAAUCCGGAAGCUGGAGAAGGAGCGGCAGAAACAGGAAAAAGAACGGGAGAAGGAGCGGCAGAAGCAGGAGAAAGAGCGGGAGAAACAGGAGAAGGAGCGGCAGAAGUGGGAAAAAGAGCAGGAGAAGGAACAGCAAAAGCUGGAGAAGGAGCGGCAGAAGCAGGAGAAGAAGGCCCAAGGCAGGAAGCUCUCACUGCGCCGGAAGGCAGAUGGGCCCCCCGCACCCACAGAGGGCGGGGACAGGGCCUCAGCAUCUGAGACCCGCCAGGAUGCUUACUUCUGACUGCAUGGCCCUCCUCCUCUUCCCUCGGCCAAGGAGCAGGCCUGGCCAGGUGCUGGCCCCGGCCCCCAGCAGGCUGACCCUUUCUGAAGAAAGCGGCUUGACUUCCAUCUCCUAGCCAGCCAGGACAGUCGGAGUGCAUGGGGCAGUGGGAACAACAGCAGGGGUCUCACUCCUGUCCCAGUUCCCACGGGGCCCCUUCCCAGGUACUGUCCUGGUUGGCCUUCUGUCACCGUAGUGGUGAUGUGGCCCUGGCAGUCAGCAUUUUUCAGAUUCUUACACUCCGUCGCCCCCUUCCCCGUGAAGCGGACGGAGCUGGGUUCCUUUUUCUCUGCAGUCCUGCCUGUCUGCCUCCCUCCUGGCUGGGAGCCAGGUUCUCACUACUUUGGGACAUCUCUGUGUUGUAAUUAUGUACAGAGGACCUGCUUGGCCCCAGGGCGGGGCAGGGCGGGGUGGGGGCUCUAACUUCUGCCCUCUGGUUCUCCUUCCACAGUGUUCUUACCUAGUUUAUUUAAGGGGACAUGCACUGGAACAAGGACUGUCCCUCUCGUCCCUACACACCAACCUCGCUCUUCUUCCUGUCCACGCACCUUCCUCUGUAUUCUCAGGCUUCUGCUUUGUCUCACCAGCAACCCCGCCUUUCACCUAUUCCCUAGCAACCCUCCUCCAGCCCCUCUCUGGGCAAGGGGUCAUCCCUUGAGCUAUAGGGGUGGAACCCAAUGUUUACAUUCUCUUCUGUCUCUGCUCCCACCCCAUGCGGCGCUUUGAGGAACCAGAACCGGAAAAAAACCUGCUGUUAUACCUGG